This is a messenger RNA of Oryzias latipes (Japanese medaka), 4117 nucleotides long. It is a transcript of the gene khnyn, whose product is annotated as KH and NYN domain containing. Gene Ontology annotation, molecular function: mRNA binding; RNA endonuclease activity. The record is from RefSeq and is a predicted model, not a curated record. Gene Ontology annotation, cellular component: cytoplasmic ribonucleoprotein granule; nucleus. Lineage: Eukaryota; Metazoa; Chordata; Actinopteri; Beloniformes; Adrianichthyidae.
CAGGCACGGGGCCGCGCGAGUUUCCUUCAGUUUCGUUUCUGAUCCCAUAGUGUUUCUGCUCAGCUCCAAUUGCGGUCGCGCGCGCAAACUUUGGACCCCCGCGUGUUGUUGGACCUUCCGGAAGUAGAGCGAAUGGAGGGCUGAGGUGAUGAGCUCCCCACCAAAGAAGGAUCACGUAGUAUGUUGAAGGCCUCUGCGCCAGUCAGAUCAGUCGGGAUGUUCAGUGAAGGACACAGAGCUGGAGGGAGCGGUGCAGAUGUGGAGGAUGAGUUUGCGUGUGCCGGGAUGCUGCGCGGGUCCCUGACCUCGCUGCACGGGACCGUGGAGCGGAUCUUCAGGGUGACCUUCAAUAUCGGAGUGGAUGGGCCACCUCACGGCAGUGGUGGGCAGAUAUGGCUGAAGCUGCGGGGAGCGAGCGCCAACGUGGAAGCUGCCAAGCUGUUCACGAAGGGGCUGGUCAACCAGGAGGAGCAGAAGGAGGUGUCGUAUCCGGAGGUCCUUCACUGCAUUUUCUGUGGAGCCAAAGGGCUGUUCAUGGACAGCCUAAUCAGAAAUACCUCUGCUCUUAUUGUGGUCAGUUCCCCCGGAUUUCUGCACAUAUCGGGUCUGGCGGAGCCGGUGGUUCGAGCCUACUCGCUGGUGACGGAACUGAUCUCCAGGUGUGAAGGCAACCAGGCCCGGGACACAGGGGAGCGAGGCGUGUGCGAGUCCCUGGAUUCACGGCGGGCCUUCAAGACUCUGGUGGAGAAAUGGGAGGACAGACACAUCCUGGAUCUGCUUGUACUGUCUGGGCCCGUGAAAGAAGUCCUUCUGGAUUUGGUGAAAGAGUCCGGCCUCGGCUUAAGCCCGGCGCCGUCCGAGGAGGGUUCAGGUGUGCAUAAGCAGACCCCCUGGGAUUCCUCUGGCUCUGCCGACCGAGCGGCAGAGGGGGUGCCUGCUAUUGCGUGUGGGGGUCUCGAGGCUUUACUCCCCCCUACAGGCUCAAGAGGGAGGGCUGAGGGGGCAGAGAGGACACCCCCACUCUCCCCGCAGGAGGUGGGAGAAGAGGAGUCUCAGGGAGGGGUGAAGGUGCCAGAGAGGCGAUCGGAGGACCAGGAGGUGCAGUCUUCGCCAACAAACAAGGAGUUCUGGCUCCUCCUGAAGUUUUUCACUGCCAUGGGGUACACAGAAGACGUGGUCAAACGAGUCCUUGCCAGAACUGGACUCAAGGAGGCUUCGCAGAUUCUGGACCUGGUUCAGCAGGAGCAGGACUGUAGUGAUCGGCAGCGGGAAAACCGCAGCUUUACCACCCGGGGAGACCCGGAUUUAAACCAGGAGCAAAACCGCCCCUGUGAGACGGAGCACAGAGAGGAGGAGGUGGGGACAGGGGACAGCAGGCAGGAGUGGAGCCGCGCGGAGGAUGAGGAGGCAGCAAUGGAGGAGGACUUUGUCCUGGGGGUGCUGAAGAAAGCAGCUGCCAGCUGCGGGUACACCGAGCAGAACGUGGCCAAAGUCUACAGCUCGCUGUCUGAAGGCUCCGCCCACCAGCUCCUGCUGGAGCUGCAGAGGGGGCAGGGCCACAACACCAGGGAGGGGCCUAGGGAGACUGAGGAAGAUGCCAUCCCAGAGAAAGAUGGAACAGAUCAGGCUGAAGGAGGAGAAAAGUCUGGGGACAAAGCGGGGGAUCAUCCUGUAAAGUCUGACAUUUUAGGGAGUAGCCCCCCCCAAAUGUUCGCUGACCUGCACUUCCCAAAGCUCAUCUUGCCUGAAGUCAAAGGUCCCCCCACAUCCAUAUAUCCCCCCUCUCUUGAUCCGCAGCUUCCUACUUUUCAACCCUGCAGAGAUUUCGGUCAGCCCCCCAACUGGUCCAUACAAGCCCCCCAACCCCAGAGCAGCGCCCCCAAGUACCCCCACCCUGUGAAACAACACCCCGUGCCUUCCUCCACAAACUCCGUCAGGACGAAGGAGAGGCAAGGCUUCAUGCCACCCCCUUCUCUGGUUGUGACGGGGGAGCAGCGCUUCUUGGAGGGGCUACAGACCCCCUUUAAGCUGAAGCUGACUGACCAGCCCGGGAACCCCUCCCUGAGGACCAUCAUCAUCGACGGGAGUAACGUAGCCAUGAGUCACGGUCUCGGUCACUUCUUCUCCUGUCGGGGGAUCGCUUUGGCCGUACAGCACUUCUGGGACCGAGGUCAUCGGAACAUCAGCGCUCUGAUCCCUCAGUGGAGGCAGAAAAGCGACUCCAGGAUCAAAGAGAAGCAUUACCUGACGGAGCUGCAGACGGUCGGCCUGCUCCACUACACCCCUUCCAGGGAGGUCCUAGGGAAGAGAAUCAGCUCGUACGAUGACAGACUGAUCCUGCAGCUGGCGCAGAAGACAGAUGGAGUGAUUGUAACCAACGACAACCUGAGAGACCUGCUGGAUGAGUCUGUGGUGUGGAGGGACAUCAUCAGGAAGAGGCUCCUGCAGUACACCUUUGUGGGGGACCUCUUCAUGGUCCCUGAUGACCCUCUGGGGAGGGGGGGGCCUCACCUGGACCAGUUUCUUAGCCUGCAACAGAGUUUCAGGACUGCGGUUCCAGGAAGCCACUCCUUUGCUGGUUUGUCUUCGACUCUCCCCUCUAAACCCCCCCGUUCCCAGACCGAAGUUCUGAACUUCCGUGACCGAACAGCAGUAGGUGCUUUAGGAGACGGGACAGGUCGCAGGCCCCCUGCCGGGCGCGCCCAGCGGGAGAACAGGACUGCAGAGCAAACGUCUGAGCUGAGGCUGAAGCUGUGCCAGGUCUUCCCCGGUCAGGACAGCAUGGUGGCGCUGCAGCUGCAGCUCCACCCCGCAGAGACAGAUGUCAACCUGCUGUCCAGUUUCAUCCUAGAGCAGCAGGACUAAAAUCUCCUGAAGUUUUUUUCAAUCUUUCUUUUUUUUGGAUCAGCAGUGUUUUUUUUGCUUCAGCUGUAUUCCAUUGAAGCAGCUUUAUUUUGUGUGUGGGGAGCCGUGAAAACAUUCUGGAUAGAAUGAAAUGAUUUCCAUUUGUCACAUGUCCUCCAUGUGAAGGUGAUCAUGAUUUUCCAGAUUAUAUUUAUAGACAAUGUUAAUAAUUUGAAAUGCAGGCUUUAAUCUAGCUGAUUUAGUCAUUUUACAAACUCUUUUUUACAAACUUUUACUAUUAAAUUAUUAUUAAAGGUUUUUCAAAGGAGUUCCUGGGAUCUUCUGUCAGGCUCUUUCAUGAAAGCAAAGGCCCCCUGCUUGACAGCAGUCUACAGUUUAAGCAGCCCUCUCAGACUCCCGGCCUCCUGCUGGUUUUUCAGAAAUCCUGCCUCGUCUGCUGCUGAUUACCUGGAUCUGGUUGUUUAGCCAGUGAGGAGCUUCAUUAGCAGAUUAAUUUAAAAUCAUGUAGGACACAGGCCUGGCGUUUGAGCCCUGGGGUUUAAGGUGAUCUCUGAUCUCAGAAGUGGAACAGUGCAUGUCCCCUUGGUCUGGCCCUGGUCUGGGUGGGGGAUGUGAUUGCCCUGCGGGUGGAUUUCCUCGAUCUGCUAUACCACCUGGGUGUCGGGGUUCCUGGCUACUACUGCUGCUUUGGCGGGGGUCUUGGUGUGGAGGUGAAUGGGCCCUUCCUCUUUUUACAUUCCAUCAAGAGGACAGGUGUUAGCUCACCUUUGCACAAUAGUACACAUGACUGAAUGAUAAAUGCUUUACAUGUGAUGGUUUGUAUGCAUAUGUAUGUGUGUGAACUGUAGUUGUAUUGUGUACGUGUUGACAUGUACAAUAUGAAGAGUUUUGGAGCCAAGAGGCGUGUUUGUAAAAUUUAAGUGUGCGUGGACAGGCCCCGCCCCUUUUGGACUAACAUUUGCACCCGACAGUAAUGAUUAUAAACUUCCAGCAACUUGUUGCUGUAUGAUUCUACCCCCGCUUCUAUAAUCAUCCUCCUAUUUACUUUAUGCCCCCUUUCUCCCUUUUGUGCCCUUACCCCUCCCCAACAUCCCUCUCUUCUUCCCUCCUCCUCUUUUCCAUCUAAUCCAACUGAUACAAAUACAAUAUAAAUAAAGUUGUGGCCUAAAUUACAAAAGGGGUUUAUGCAAAUAUAAACCUUGUGAAUAAGAAGAUUCAUAAACCUCUAUUGUAACAGUAAAAUAUGUCCAAC